This is a messenger RNA of Postia placenta MAD-698-R-SB12, 2509 nucleotides long. RefSeq lists its product as hypothetical. The transcript has 5 exons. Gene Ontology annotation, cellular component: small-subunit processome; nucleolus. The record is from RefSeq and is a predicted model, not a curated record. Lineage: Eukaryota; Fungi; Basidiomycota; Agaricomycetes; Polyporales; Adustoporiaceae. Gene Ontology annotation, biological process: maturation of SSU-rRNA from tricistronic rRNA transcript (SSU-rRNA, 5.8S rRNA, LSU-rRNA). Bases 1 to 2268 code for a protein of 755 amino acids.
AUGUCCUCCGUCUACUUCUCGCAGAACGGGAACAGGAAUGGGUUCGCGGAGAAGACACACUACAAUGGACUUCCAACACACUCCUCCGCCGUCCGUGAAAAGUGGCAGCGACACCACCCCACCUCAUCCUGGCUGAUACCCCUAUCAUUACCCAUACCAGGCGUCCGCACGCGCCGCCUUCGCAUAAUUGCACCCAACCCCGCGCGAUUGCACCAGUUCAGCGUGACACGCUUCGGCCGCAGGAGAGGCCCGCUCGUCCUGUUCGUCGGCGUCGUCGUCGCGGUGUUCACCGUGUUCGCGCUGCAUAAGCGCUUCGCGACGCAAGAAAAGAAAUGGCCGGCCCUCUCGACGGGGGAGCCCUCCACGCUGGUCUACCAGCCCGAGGACCUGCGACGAAUAUGGGAGUGGGAAAUAGCCGCUGGGCACUAUCCUAGCAGUCGCAAGAUUCCAAAGCAGCUCGCAUUCACCUCACCACCACAUAACCCCGCGCUUCCUGCACGGAAAUCCGCGACCCUACCUUCGCGGUACCGGUCACCGAUCGUCCAGGACACAGUUGGUAUGGGUGCCAAGCGCGUAUACCUCGACUUACAAGCGAAGCUGCCCAAUGUUGCAUAUCCUCCAAGGCCAGUACCUGGCAGUGUCGCAGACUUGGAUGUCAUCAUGGACUACUGUGAUUUCUCCCAGAACAAGUACGUGCGGGAUUGUCUCGAAGUGCUCCGGCUGGGCGGGGGGCUGGAUAACCAGGCCAGAGUAAGGAGAGGCAAGAUGGAUGACUGGAAGUACAUCUAUGUGGAGGAUGGUGUAUCCGACAAUAUCACGGAGCCCGACGCAAUGCUCAAGCCAAGCUACGCACUGCCCCAGGGAGAGUCGGAGGUCAGCAAGGACUUCACCAAGAAGCGGGGUGGGACUUGGGAGCCUCAUUUGAGUCUCCCCCCCGCCCCGAAGUACCGGCCAUACAAGGACCAGGCCGCCGUCUGCGACGAAGAGAACCCUCGCGUAUUCCACAUGUUCUGGACGGGCCCGUUCACAGAUAAGCCAUAUCUCGCGUUAUUGUCUUUCCUCUUCACGCAGAACCUUGGGUUGCACCUCGACUCCGAUCAUCCUAUUUCAAAUGUUUGCCGGCCCAAAUUCUGGUUGUGGAUCAGUCCUGGGCCGGCUGCGGUGCCUCCUGGCCCAAAUGCUCUGAAGGAAAUGUACGACGGCCUGAAGUCCAGCCCAUGGGCAUCACCAUUCUUACACCCGCGCUUCAAGGACAUUAUCCAAUUCAAGCUAUGGAACACAACAGAACAGCUCGAUGGCGUGCCCGAGCUCAAGGACGAGUGGAGAGCUCUGCGCGACAGUCUGUUCAACUCGGGCGGGUGGGUCGAGAAGGUCUCAAUGGAUGACCCUGUUGCAGCGACUGGCCCGACCGCAGUACUUUCAGGGGUAAAAGGAGAAGGCGCCACUGCAGCUCAGCCUCCGGCGCCGACCAGUAAGGCCGGCAACGACGCCGAUGACAAGGUGAAUCGUGUCGGCUCGAAGUCGCCUCAGCAGUACGACAAACUGUCUGUCAUUCUAUCCGACAUGGCGCGUUUCAUUCUCUGUCAUCGUUUCGGCGGCAUCUACCUCGACGCCGACACGAUCUUCCUGCGCGACUGGGAGGAGCUAUGGGGUUGGAGGGGCGCGUUCGCGUACCGAUGGUCGCGCCUGGAGAAGUACAACACUGCCGUCCUCCGCAUGAACAAGAACUCCCCCCUGGGCACGUUCCUAUUCCGCACCGCGCUUAAGAACGGGUUGGACUUCCAUCCUAUGACGGUCUCGCGAUAUACCAAGGAUGCGUACUUGGAGGGUCUGCUCUUGCGUCUGCCCGAUGCGCUGUUCGACUCGGCGUGGUUGAACACGGAGUCCUACCAGCGCGAGCGGCCUCCACAGCCCUACUUCACAGAGUUUGGGGACUUCUUCGAGACGCCCAGAGAACAGGGUGCCGCGCCUGCUGCGCUGGGCUUUGACGGGUUCUUCAAGGGCGCAUACUCGUACCACUUCCACAACUUUUGGUGGAGGCCGUUUGACGAAUACCGCAACUGGCCCGACCUCGGCGAACGCUUCAUCAACGGCGAGCGCAUCGCACGCGCAUCGAUCGCCUCUGAGCGGGGCGUCGUGCCGCUCGACGAGGAGACCGUCGCCUCUGACAAGCGAGAUCUCGACUGGUCGACCGUACUGAAGCGGACGUUCGAGUCGUACAUCCGCGGCGAACGGCCGAACAUGUACGGGGAGUGGCUGCACUGGUGAGCGAAGCGCGGGAUUCGCGCUCGAACUGAGUUUGGUUAAGCGUGUGCGCGGGCUGGCGAUUGGGACACUAGAGUUUGCACUGGGUAUGCGGCUCAUGUGAAUACAUGGCGGCGUGUCUGCUGGACCAAAGACACUACAUAGUCUCGAGGAUCUUCGUUUAAUGGCUGCACUACGUCGCGCUACUAUCACACUACCGCUAUGCCCUCUAUGUAAUGUAAUGGAUAAGAAGUUCCUCAUGUUA